AUGAUGCGACAGGAUUACAACAGAAUCGACCCCAAGAGGCGGAAUGUCGUCGAUUACCGAAAGAAGCAGUUUGCCACGCCGCAAUUCCAGGACACGCAGUACCCCCACCGCUUGAACUUUUACGCAGAUGCCCCAACAGCAGACAUCACGCUCGAGCAGUUUGAGCAAUGGGCCAUUGACAGACUACGAGUCCUCGCCGAGCUUGAGGCAUGCUCUUUUCGCAACAGAUCGCCUGCCGAGACGGCAACCCACAUGAAGCCCAUCCUCGACAAAUACCUCCCUCUCGAUUCCAACAGCUCUAGCAACACGAAGCUGCUCUCACAACGACAAAAGGAUCACUACAGCCAUUUCAUCUUGAGGCUCGCCUUCUCUUCCACCGAAGACCUGCGCCGGAGAUUUGCUCGUGUUGAGACGAUGCUGUUCCGAAUGCGAUUCAACAGUGACGAUUUGAGCGAGCGAUCUACAUUCGUAUCCAGCUUAGAUCUCGACUGGUGGGAGCCCGUAACAGAGGAUGAGAAGAUACGGUAUGGUGCCGAGCUGGCAGCCAUGGUCAGCGGAAAGAAGGGUAGCAGCGAGGAUGGGACAUGGUUCAAAGUGGACUGGGAGCGAGUGCCCGACUUGGUGGAGAGUCGACGUGUGUUCCUGAAAGCUGGAAAGGCAUAUGUGCCUGGGAGAGAGCAAUCGAGCAUGGUUGUAGCAGAAUUCACGAGCCGGCUUGAGAGACAACUAGAGCUCACAGCUCGGGCUCUGCCACGGCUUGACGAAGAUGACCGGUUGACGCCCAUCCUUAACCACCUCUCCAAAAACUUCAUUACUCCCGACUCGGCUUACAUGUCUGGGUCGACGGCGCCCACUGGCGCGCAAAUCUCGGCUGCCAACGUCGACAAUCUUUCGCAGCAUUUCCCUGCAUGCAUGUCCAACCUGCAUCGGUCGUUGCGUCGCGAUGCUCACCUUAAACACUACGGUCGUCUUCAGUACACGCUGUUCCUCAAGGGUAUCGGCUUGAACCUGGAAGAGUGUCUCGCGUUUUGGCGGGGCGCCUUUCACAAGGUGACAGAUGACACAUUCAACAAGGAAUACCGGUACAACAUUCGCCACGCUUACGGAGACGUUGGUGGCGACACGAAUCGACGAGGCGGCGGCUAUAGCCCGUUUAGCUGUCAGAAGAUUCUCACUGAGCAUCCUCCGGGACCUGGCGAGGCUCACGGCUGCCCGUACCGGCACUUUAAUCUGGAGAACUUGACUUCUUUGGUACAAUCCAUGGGGGUAUCUGACAGAUCAGUGUUGCAGGGUGUCAAAGAAGACAAGGAUAAUCAAAAGUUUCACAUGGCAUGUAAUCGCGUGUUUGAACAUUUACACAAGGCCGAGAUUAAAAAGGCAAAGGAUGAGGGUGUCAUGACAUCUAAUCAGCUCGAGACAAUUGUACAUCCCAACGAGUACUUUAAACGAAGCUACCUGCUGAAAAACCUCGGCAAGGAGACUGAUGUCAAGAUGGAGGGCUAA
Molecule: messenger RNA, 1503 nt
Organism: Trichoderma harzianum CBS 226.95
Lineage: Eukaryota; Fungi; Ascomycota; Sordariomycetes; Hypocreales; Hypocreaceae
Exons: 4
Coding region: 1-1503 (500 amino acids)
Biological process (GO): DNA replication, synthesis of primer
Cellular component (GO): alpha DNA polymerase:primase complex
Source: RefSeq, a predicted model, not a curated record